CAUCAAAUUAAAAAUAAAUUUUGUAAUAGAUUAUUUAAAAAUUCAUUUUUUAUUUUCCGGUUCAUCCCGUCCAUUACAUUAAAUUCAUCGCAUCUGUCAAAAUCAUAUCUCCUCUGCAAAUGAAGAAAAAAAAAAAUCAUUUAACAAAGUCGCUCACUCAAAAAAGGGCGAUUUUCCUUCCCGAAGAAAAACAAAAGUGCAACAUUUUUUAUUUUAAAUUAAUGGUUAUCAACAAAAUAUUGAUUUAAUUUAUUUAACUGUUUUUUUUUUUUCAAAACAAAUUUAUAUCAAUUAUAUUCAAUGAUCAAAGUGAAUCUUCAUAGCCAGUGUGCUACUACAACUUGAAGGAAAGGUAAGGUAGUUCAUUCUCAUUCUACAAACGCAACUAGUGACACAUCUCCACUAGAUGACUCUGCUUUGUACAUCAAAUUUCGUCGGUUUUUGUUGAUAAAAAAAAGAAAAGACAAGAAACAAAAUGUUAAGUUAACUUGAAGACGAAAGUUGGCAAAAAAGAAACUAUAAAUAAAAUUAUUAAUUUUGAUUAAAAACUUUACAAAAUAAUAAACUGCAUGCGGUUUAUAUAACAAAUAACAAACAAAAAAUGAAUCCAAUCGAGACGACAACAACAACAACAGAGCAUUCUUCUUUACAUAAAAGAAUAUUAAUACCUGCUGAUGGGCAAAGUAGUAGUAGCAGCGUCUACUCGCAUAUUUCGUCGUCGUCUUCAUCUUCAAAUAAUUUAAUUGAAGCUAAAGAUCAGAAAAUUAUAACGCCAUCACUUUAUGCCGAUAAAGCAUUCAUUAAACACGUUAUUGGUGCUGCUGGACAAUCAAAUAAUAACCAUAACCAAAAUCAACAACAUUCAAUUUUGAAGAAAACUUCUUCAAGUAUUAUUCAUCAAGUUGUGCCAGUGCCAGCGAAUGCAACAUUUAUAACUUCAACAUCGAGUAAUAUUGUUAAGGCAAUUGUUCGUCCAAAAGUUGACACAGUUGUCAAAUCACAACAACAGCAAUCUGCAUCUUCAACUUGGAGUAGCGAAUAUAAUAAAACUUCUCAAAAGCAACAACAACAACAACAAAUUGUCAUAUCCAACUCUGCUGCAGCAAAUGCUUCUGGUCAACAACAAAGUUUAAUUAAAUUGGUUACUCCAAUUACUUUACCAGGUUUAUCGGAAAAACAUCAAGCAGUUAAAAGAUCUCUUCCAAUGAUUCAACACAAGACUUUCACAACGCCAACCAGUUCGCUUGGAAUGCAGUCUCCUUCGUCAAACAGCCAUAUAAUUUACAAAACAAUAAAUGGUAACUCGGCAGCCAAUUGCACUGAAAUAUAUACCACAGCGUCAUUACUAACCAGACCUACGCCAACACAAAUGUCAAAACGACGUCCAAGUUACAGAGAUGUACAAAUAGUAACAAGUGGCGGCAUCGGUGGUGUUCCCCAGCAAUUAACAAACAGACGUGCAAGUAUCAGAGAUAUUCAAAUAGUACCUACAAAGUCUAUGGACAUACAACCAACAACAAUCAUACGAACCAGUCAAAAUAGUUCCGAAACAUCAUCGCUACCAGUGGAAGUUACACAAAUUUCAUCAACUGUAACCUUAACUAAAACUGCAACUAUGAAUAACAAACAACAAGGAAAAAAUCUUCCGUCGCCAUUGGUCACAAUUGAAAAGAAAAAUAAUCCAACAACAAGUUUACUUAAUUCUCCCAAACAAAGUAUAAGUGUUUUUGGAAAUUGCAGUGGAGACCAUCGAAGGUCGCUAGAUGAGUCUUUCACUGAAGGAGGACAAAAGAGUUUGCUUAUCAAGCAGCCAUCACCUACAAAUUUUGUAGUCAAAAGUCCACCGAAACCAGCACCACCACCACAAGUCAGAUCACGACAGCAGUCUUUGUUGAAGGUAAAUAGUUUGGCACGUUUAUUGACAACUAGUCCAAGGACAAAGCGCUCAAAAUCAAUGACUUCUAUGGGAAAUCAAAUAAAAAAACGUGGUCGUCCACGCAGAAAUAGACGACUAUCGACAGCUUCCGAUGGAGAAUUAUUACAAAAAGCUGUGGAACAACUUUCUUUAGGUUCUGAAGAAAAUAUAACAAAAGUAAAGAAAGAACCAUCGCCUUCAGUCGUCGAAGUUCCAACAACAAUAAGUCCAUCAUUGCUUUGUAAUGACAAAGUAGAAAAGAUUCCAUCAUCAAGCAGCAAUAAUAGCAGCUUGGAAUUGACUCCUCAAAAAGAUUCCAAAACAACGGUUAAAACUGUGGACACGACAUACUUUAACUCUGCCCAUAUGAAUAUGGUUUUGGGGAUGCUGUCCACCUUCAAUAUGCUCACCUGGAAGGAACGCGUUGGCAUGUGCAAGCAAAGCGAAAUGAAAUUCCAGCUAAACGAAUUGAAUCUUGUACAAAUUGCUGAAAAAUGUCAACAGCGUAAUAAAGUUCAUACUGCGUAUGAAAAGCCCAUCUUUGAACGUGAUUCGACCGCCAAGGCUAAAAACUAUUCAGAUGCUCUGUACUGCUGCCGGCGGUGUGAGUGCCAUGGAGCAGCUGUUGAUUUUCUAGCUCCUGACUUUUGUUCGUACGAUUGUUUCCGUCGAGAAUCGCGAAAACGAUCGAAAGUAAACAUCGUUACCCGUGAACACGAAGUUCGUGAGCGAUUUAAGAAAGCCAAAGCAGCACCGCAGCUGCCUGAAAUUGUUGAAGUUAAACACUUGACGCCGAAACGUUUCUUUACUUGGGCUUCACAUUUAACCUCAAGCAAUGCUCAACAAGCUCCUGUUGACUUAUUUCCGAAUCCUUAUCCAUGUGGAGCUAAUCUAUUCGAAGUUGGAAUGAAACUUGAGGCCAUUGAUCCAGAGCAUAAUUCUUUGUUCUGUGUAUGUACGGUUGUGGAGAAGAAAGGCUAUCGUUUGAAUUUGAAAUUUGAUGGCUAUUCCAAGAUUCAUAACUUUUGGGUGAAUGCUGAUUCCAUGGAUAUCUUUCCACCUGGUUGGUGUGCUAAAACUAAUCGAGUACUGCAGCCUCCCAAGGGUAUGAACUUGCUGUCAUUUAAUUGGCCAGCGUAUUUGAAUAGCACCAAGAGCAGUCCGGCAUUAAGAAGUUUAUUUACGCAUUUAAAUUCAUCUUCCAAGAGAAAUCCUUUUAAAAUUGGUAUGCGUUUGGAAGCAGUUGAUUUGAAGAAUACAGGAAAAGUUUGUGUUGCCACAGUUGCUGAUGUCCUGGACAAUCGGAUAUUAGUUCAUUUUGAUGGAUGGGAUGAAAGCUAUGACUAUUGGAUUGACAUUAAUUCACCAUACAUUCAUCCCAUUGGUUGGCACAAACAAAACGGAUUAGAAUUAGUUCCGCCACCCGAUUGGGAUGAAUACUUUGAUUGGCCAGAAUAUCUUGAAUUUAUGCGCAGUGAAGCAGCAUGGCCUUCGAUGUUUUUGCGACGUGAUCCAAUUGAAUUUAGUGCCGGAAUGAAAUUGGAAGUUGUCGAUUUUAAAAAUCCAUCACUCAUUCGUCCCGCAACAGUGUUGUGUCGAAAUGAGUAUAAAAUUUUGGUACACUUGGAUGGCUGGCCCAAGGAUUUAUCAUAUUGGGUUAAUGAUGAUUGUACAGAUAUACAUCCAAUUAGAUGGGCAGAAGAAACUGGUCAUGAUUUAGAACCUCCACCAGGUUUUGAACAGUUAGAAACAGUUAUGCCAUGUCCGGUAUAUGGUUGUCGAGGUAUUGGCCAUGCAACACGCAUUGAUGUUUAUUUCCAUGCCAACAGAGAUACCUGCCCGUACGAAGCGAAAAAUUGGAAUAAUGAAAUUGAAAAGCCAUCACGAAUAGAUGAAGUUGGAAGGUAUACAUACGAUGAAAAAAUGUUGAUUAAGCAAGAAAGUGAAGUGAAAACAUUUGAUCUUAUUGAAACUACGAAAAAAGAAUCUAAUAAAAAGGCGCCACCUGUUGAGAAAACUCGUUCAUCAUCUGACAAGAAAACCACAAUCAAAAUAGAAAAACAAAAACAACAGCAACAAGAACAACAACAACAAAUGGAAACGGACCCAGUUUCAUUGGAAAAAGAAAUUCAUAUAGCUCGCGAAUAUCUUUGCGAUUACGGUCCACGUCUUAAGCAAAACUACAUGAUAUGGCGCGACAAUAGUAAUUUCAAUUCGAAUUCCAUUAAAAAGAAUCCACUCGAAUGGACAACAGACGAAACAGCUAAUUAUAUAUCUACAAAGUGCCAUCCCAUCGGACAUCUCUUUAAACGUGAAGACAUCGAUGGAGCUGCUCUCCUAAGCAUGCAUCAAUCUGAUCUCACAGAUAUUUUAAAUCUUAAAUUGGGCCCUUCCAUAAAGAUUUUCUCGCAUAUAUUGCAUCUAAGACAGCAAGUGGUUUCGCGGUUCAUUAAAACCACAAAAUAA
Messenger RNA from Episyrphus balteatus (marmalade hoverfly), 4381 nucleotides. It is a transcript of the gene l(3)mbt, whose product is annotated as lethal(3)malignant brain tumor-like protein 3. Lineage: Eukaryota; Metazoa; Arthropoda; Insecta; Diptera; Syrphidae. The record is from RefSeq and is a predicted model, not a curated record. Gene Ontology annotation, molecular function: zinc ion binding; protein binding. Gene Ontology annotation, cellular component: nucleus. The coding region runs from base 602 to 4381 and encodes 1259 amino acids. The transcript is spliced from 6 exons. Gene Ontology annotation, biological process: regulation of DNA-templated transcription.